UCACUUCUCUUCUGCUCCAUCACCUCAUCCAUGGCCAUGGCGGCUGUCCGCCUCCCAUCUCUCUCCCUCCUCCGCUACCCCUCCAAAUCCCUCCUCUCAUGCCCUCUCUCCCUCGCCCCACGCCUCCGCCAUCUCCGUCCCAGGGCCUCCGCCCACAUCUCUGGCGGCGGCGCGAGCAGAUGCAUCUCCGCCCGCAGCCUCGCCAAAGAAGAGGUAUCGUCGUCCGCGACGCCCUCGACCGACCGUAAGCCUUCCUCGAGCUACGAGGGCUCCGUCACUCCUCGAUCCGUGGACUUCAACGCCUGGUACCUCGAUGUCAUUGCCAGCGCCGAGCUCGCUGACUACGGCCCCGUCCGCGGCACCAUGGUCAUCCGGCCCUACGGAUACGCCAUAUGGGAAGCCAUCCAGGAGUAUCUGAAUGUGAAGUUCAAAGAAACAGGGCACAGUAAUAUGUACUUUCCUCAGUUCAUUCCGUAUUCAUUUAUAGAGAAGGAAGCUAGUCAUGUUGAGGGGUUCAGUCCAGAACUUGCACUCGUCACCAUCGGAGGGGGCAAGGAACUUGAGGAAAAGCUUGUGGUUAGACCAACAAGUGAGACCAUUGUAAACCACAUGUUUACUCAAUGGAUUCAAAGCUACCGGGAUCUUCCUCUAAUGGUUAAUCAGUGGGCUAAUGUCACAAGAUGGGAGAUGAGGACUAAACCUUUUGUGAGGACUCUUGAAUUCCUCUGGCAGGAGGGACAUACAGCCCAUGCCACAGCCGAAGAGGCAGAAACGGAGGCAUUACAGAUGAUUGAUGUCUAUAAGAAAUUUGCUUAUGAGCAAGCUGCAAUACCUGUUAUUGCAGGUAGGAAAUCGAGGGCUGAGACAUUCGCUGGUGCUGCAAGAACCUAUACUAUUGAAGCUAUGAUGGGAGACAGGAAGGCUUUACAAGCUGGAACUAGCCACAACCUUGGUCAGAACUUUUCUCGUGCUUUUGGGACACAGUUCACUGAUGAAAAUGGUCAAAGACAACAUGUUUGGCAGACUUCAUGGGCGGUCAGUACCCGGUUUGUUGGUGGUAUCAUCAUGACACAUGGAGAUGAUGCUGGCUUAAUGCUUCCUCCGAGGAUUGCCCCAAUACAAGUUGUCAUAGUACCAAUCUGGAAGACGGCUAAUGACAAAAGUGGAGUGAUAGAUGCCGUGUCCUCCCUCAAAGAUUUACUUCUUAAAGCAGGAAUCAAGGUCAAAGUUGAUGACUCAGAGCAAAGAACACCUGGAUGGAAAUUCAACUUUUGGGAGAUGAAGGGUGUUCCGUUGAGAAUAGAAAUUGGACCUCGUGAUGUUGCUAACAAGAGUGUGGUGGUAUCUCGAAGAGACAUUCCUGGAAAGCCAGGUAAAGAUUUUGGGAUAUCUAUGGAACCUUCAGUCCUGGUAGCCCAUUUAAAGAGCAGAUUGGAUGACAUUCAAGCAUCACUUUUGCACAGGGCUAUAUCAUUUCGAGACAGUAACAUUGUCGAUGUGAAUUCGUACGAGGAGUUGAAGGCAGUGAUUGCUCAAGGGAAGUGGGCAAGAGGUCCUUGGUCAGCUAGUGACUCCGAGGAGCAAAAAGUUAAAGAAGAGACGGGCGCAACUAUCAGAUGCUUCCCAUUCGAGCAGCCACUGGGGAAGAUGACAUGCUUCAUGACCGGUAACCCAGCCGAUGAAGUUGCUAUUUUUGCAAAAUCUUAUUAAUUUCUUUGUGCCGAUAUUUAAUUUAAGAUUCAAAGUUUGUGUAGAGAGAUUUUCUCUUCUUUCAUAAUUAUUCAUUCCUACUGAGUGAUCCCUAUAACAAUCAAGCUAUUCAGGCAUUGUUACAAAAGUAUUGGAGCGAAUGCUGCAGAUUUUGGGAGGGGAUCAACUGAAUUAGUAGGAAACUAUCUUCUUACUAGAAGAUUGCAACUUAUAUUAUCUCCCUACUUUCUAAGUUUUUUUUUUUAAAAAAAUUUGUAUUAGCGUCAUGAUCAUGGUUAGAGCAAAUACUCAAGAUUGGGCUCCUGCUCAUUGGUGUCCAUCUUCCUCCUAUAUGAUGAUGUGUAUGGGGAGAUACAAUCUUUUCUUGUUUCUUUUUUAUUUUUUAUUUUUAUGAUUGAGGUGUCUAAACUUUGCUCGAUUAAUCUUAGAUGGUCGGUCUUCCUCCUGAUUUGUCUAUCAGAUAAAUCCUAAGUACUAUUUAUGCACAUUUAAAGUCCCAUUUAAGAUUCAA
This is a messenger RNA of Zingiber officinale, 2221 nucleotides long. Its product is annotated as proline--tRNA ligase, chloroplastic/mitochondrial-like. The transcript is spliced from 11 exons. Gene Ontology annotation, cellular component: mitochondrion; aminoacyl-tRNA synthetase multienzyme complex; cytoplasm. NCBI's taxonomy places the organism in Eukaryota, Viridiplantae, Streptophyta, Magnoliopsida, Zingiberales, Zingiberaceae. Gene Ontology annotation, molecular function: proline-tRNA ligase activity; ATP binding. The record is from RefSeq and is a predicted model, not a curated record. Gene Ontology annotation, biological process: prolyl-tRNA aminoacylation. The coding region runs from base 31 to 1710 and encodes 559 amino acids.